This is a messenger RNA of Penicillium alfredii, 627 nucleotides long. RefSeq lists its product as uncharacterized. Lineage: Eukaryota; Fungi; Ascomycota; Eurotiomycetes; Eurotiales; Aspergillaceae. Bases 1 to 627 code for a protein of 208 amino acids. The record is from RefSeq and is a predicted model, not a curated record. The transcript is spliced from 3 exons.
AUGCCGACCGGUAGGUCGGAAACAAGCACAGGCAACAGCAUGGCUGUGGAAGUCCCGACCGUCGCCGUCGGGCGCCUCCCCAUGGGGGCGGAGCUGGCACGUCGUGCCCAAGGUAGUAGAACCCCAGCCCCACACUCCUGUGAGCAUGGUGAGUUCUCGCUGAAGCUCCCCGUUCCCAGGACCGUUGGUCCCGUCCCCGGGUUGCGGCGCAAGCGCAGCGGCCCCCUGCCGUCUUCCAGCGAGCGGCCGUUUGGCAAGUUCAAGUGGGCGUUCUUGGAGACGUGCCGCAAGCUGAAUCUUGCGCAUCUUGCAAAGGCAUGCAAGAGAUUUUUCAAGGUUGCGGACGUCGGCGCUGGUGACAUCCACCAGUGGGCCCUCGCGGUUUCGAGAGAGGCUGACCAAGUGGUCGAGGGCGAGGAGGUCGUGUGGCCGGAGCCGGGGUGGUUGACAGAGAUGGUAAGUGACCAGCACAAUGACAACACCCUCCCCGCACUCCCAGCACAAUCGCUUAGUCGGCGCCCCUGCUGCCGCAGCAAUGGGCACUGCCUGGUGAUGCUGGUUGGCUACCCCCAGCUAUAUUGCUUUGGCCUCACGUUGAGCUCUGCCCCCUGCCAUGCUGCCGUUUGA